ACGGUAUCAGUGUCCACGACGGUGUUCCGACUGUACGGUCGUCGGUUGCAGUCAGUAAAAGUGCGCGAAAAACAGUAUAAUAAACACAGUGCACGCGAGUUAAGUUCGUCGCGUUCGUAAUCAUUAAUUUUUUUAUCGACAAGUUUUUUUUUUUCGUAAAAUAAUUUCAAUUAUUAUAUAAACAUAAUAUGUGUACAUAUUAAUUCAUCGUUUUAACGUUUUUUUUUCCGAAGAUCUUUCACACGACUGAAAUUUUUAGAAUACGAUAAAUCUUAUUGACAUAGUACAGUGAAUGGUCUACGACGGACGCGUUUACGACGGCGGCGCGGUGGGCCUAAAAUGGACAAGUGGCGAUGACCAGCGGGGACGAUCGGACGACGACGACCGCGGACGAUGACAAUGAUGCAUCAGUGGAUUGCACUGGUCGCGGCCGUGCUGAUAAUCAGUGGCCACGUGGCCAGUGCUCAAAGUCUGUGCGACACACCACAGUGCGAAUGCGAUGACACUCUGUCACAAGUCCGGUGCUCGUGCCGCAAAGUGCCUCACGAAUCGCAGGAUAUCGUGUUAAAAGCUCAAGGACCGGGACACGUGCCUCGGGUGGCCGCGAACGUGAUCGUCACGCAAUGCGAUCGGGUCAAAGUGAUGGCCAUGGCGUUCGACGGGGCUAGGUCACUGUGGACAGUGGAUAUCGAAUCGGUGCGCCGGCUGGAAUUGGCGGACGAGGCGUUCGGCUGGUCGGAAAACGGUAGCGGCGGCCCGGGACAGCCGCCACAGGCGCAGCAUCAUCAUCACCAGGGCCUCGCGGUGACCAUAACCAACGUAACAUCGGUACCGGAACUGCCCAGCUACACGUUCCGCGGCCGGCUGCGGUCGGCAACGUUCAACCGGGUGCGUAUCGACGUGAUCCGGCCAUUCGCGUUCAGCAGCCUGACCGGGACAACGGGCCGGAUCGAGUUCCGGGACACGGUGUUCGGGCAGGUCGACCAGCAAGCGUUCAAAAAGUUCGCCGUCAACGAGUUCGUGCUGAAGGGGUGCCGGUUCGAGGGCGCGGCGCCCAGCCGCAUGCUCACCGAGAUCACGGUGCACGACGAGCUCCGGUUGGACGACGUUACGUUGCCGGUGGUCCAGAGUUACGCGUUCCGCGUGCACGGGCCUAAGGUGUUUCGUGUGCAGAAUAGCCGGGCGGGGUGCGUGCAGAGCGGCGCGUUCGAGGUCAAGUGCCGCGGACCCGCGUUCGUCGAGGACAACGCGUUCGGCCGGCUGGAGCGCGGCGCGUUCGCCGGCGUCACGGUGGACGCGCACAAGGUGGCCGAGGCCGAUUACCAGGAGUUCGUGUUCGAGAACAAUACGGUGGCCGAGUUCGAGGACGACGCGCUCGUGUUCGACACCAACGGGUUCCGGCCGCGCAUGGACUGGCUGAUCGUGGGACGGGCGUGCGGGUGCCCGGCCCGGUGGCGUACCGACCUAGUGGCCUUCUCCACGGACUAUCCGCGGCACACCGACCGUCCCAGUUGGGUGGUCGAGCAGACGGCGUGGUGCGCGACGCCCGACGACGACGGCGUCGGCAACUUUGGUCAGUUGGUCAAAGCGCAACAGUACGACGAGACGCAUUGCUCGGCGGGCGGCGGACGCGGCGCAGGCGGUCUGAUGAGCCGUUAUCACCUAACAUUCGUGGCCGUGGUGGCCGUGGCUGCGCUCACGGCCGCGCUCGUCGGUUGGGCGUGGUACAAGAAACGCAAGCGGGGCCAGUGGACCAACGUGCCGGCGUCGUCGCCGCUCAAGAACCGUUCAAUACUGAAGAACGGUGGCGGGGGUGACGGAAGCGACAAGCGCAGACACGUGAUGGUCAUGCCCGAGGGAAAGACUUACAGAGAAACGGAGUUGCAUGUGAUCGUGGAGCGGACGGGUUCGACGGACAGCCAAUACAGGUCUACGACUAAUUACCAACAUCGGAGAGCAACACAACCGUUGACCAGUGAUUUGUAACGGGUUAUUUUUUAUUCCCGAUUCCUAUUAAUUAUGGUUUUAUUUAUUAUUUUUUUUUAUUUUUUUUUUCGUUUUGAUUUUUAUAAACCUAUUCCGAUUUUUCUGUAUUAUAUUAUAAUAAUAUAUUAUUAUGUACAAAUUAACAAAUUCAUCCUAAGACGUCAGUUUCUAUAUGAUCGGUAUUUUGUAUUUAUAAUUUGUGAUCAUAUAUUUUGUAGACAAACGACUGACUGCAAUAAUGUUACAUAUAAUAUUAUACUAUAACUAUAUUAUUAUCGCCACCAGUCGCCAGUAAACAAAUAAACCAAUUGUAUUUUAUUGAGUUAAAAAAAUUGCUUCUGAACAAUAAAUAUCUAAUGUUUUCCUUUUAUAACAAUAUUAAAUGAACAUACGUAUACAGAUUU
Molecule: messenger RNA, 2390 nt
Organism: Rhopalosiphum padi (bird cherry-oat aphid)
Lineage: Eukaryota; Metazoa; Arthropoda; Insecta; Hemiptera; Aphididae
Exons: 3
Coding region: 394-1986 (530 amino acids)
Source: RefSeq, a predicted model, not a curated record